AUGCUCGGCUGGGUAACCCGCUGCUUACCAGGCUUUAGCAUCCUCGCUUUAGCCCUCUUGCUACUAUGCGCCUUCUCUGACAUCUUCAAGUCCUCGCUCUGGAAGUCUUUCUUUCCUCCGCCGGCACAGGACAGCAAGCCCUAUCCGGAUGGCUUCUGGACAGGGCUCAACAUAGCCCAGUGCGUCUUCGUGAUCUAUGCGGUUCUAAUCCAUUGCCACAUGUUUGGUUUUACCCUGCGCCUUGGCUGGGCCAUCUUCCGUGCCACCAGUAACGCCAAGGCAGUCUUCAAGCGACGCCUCGAGCAGUCUCCGUCGCAGCCCCACCGUGAUAACGGCGAGGCCUUGGUCGAGAAGCCACUAUCCCCAGCCUUGACGCUUUCGCCCGACUUAUCACCCUCCAAGAAAGUCGACGUGGCCAUCGUUGAUGAGCUGGUCGAGGAUGAACUCAUCCAUGCUAUCAUUCUACCUAAUUAUUGUGAGGAAUUACACACUCUAGAAACCACGUUGAAAGUUCUGGCGAGCCAUCCGCGGGCCAAGAGACAGUAUGAGAUCUAUCUGGCUAUGGAACAAAAGGAAGUAGCAGCAAUGGAAAAGGCCACCCAUCUGGUGGCCUCGUUCGAAAAGGCAUUCCUCCACAUUCGAUCCACCUUCCACCCUCCAGGCAUUCAGGGCGAGAUUGCUGGAAAGAGCUCAAAUGUAGCUUGUGCCGCACGCUGCAUCAUUGAGAUUCAUCGCACAGAGCUGCAGAUGGACUGCUGCAAUGUGGUAGUGACUGUCAUGGAUGCUGAUACUCAUCUCUCCCGCGACUACUUUACCGAGAUUAGUCGUCUCCAUCGCUCACACAUCACCGAAGCAGAACGGUCCAUCUACUGUUGUCCCAUCAUCUUCGACCGCAAUUCCCACGAGAGCCCAGCCCUCGUCCGAUGCGCUGAUCUCCUCUGGGGCUUCGCAGGCCUAUCCACCAUGUAUCCCGGAACUUGGAUCUCGAUUCCCACCUCGGUUUAUUCCCUGCCUCUCUCCUUGGCAGAGAAAGUGGGCGGUUGGGAUAGUGAUCCAACCGCAAUUGGAGAAGAUAUGCACAUGCUCCUCAAAUGCUAUUUUGAGACUGCAGGGAAUGUCAUCACCCGCGUGGUGUAUGUCCCUGCCAGUCAGUGUAACGUCUCAAGCGAUCGUGCUCGCGGGUGGCGAAGGGCCCUAGACACUUGCGUUGCGCGCUACCGUCAAGCCUUACGACACAUGUGGGGAGCUCUGGACUCUGGCUUUGCUGCGCGCCGAACCAUGAAAUACCUCCGAUUCCAUCAGCGGUGUCUGUUCUUGCGCCCCCGACACUUCGCCCUGCUUGAACUGCUGUGGGAAGCGCAUUUUAUGCCAUGCCAUUUGACCAUCAUCAUGCUAUUUUCUGUGAUAUAUACCCUCUGGGUACCGGCCUCGAAUAUGCAUCCAACGUUGGCCUGGGCAUUCUCUGUGACCAAUGUCCUGCGAACUAUGGCUUUUAUCGGCAUGAAUGUCUGCUUGAGCCUGUACGAGCGGUGGCAUACACUUUGCCUGAACUCCAGAAUGCAAGAUAUGCGCGAGGCCAAUUUGUCCGACACGGGCUUCUCUCGGCGUAUAUGGAAUAAGCCCCAGUAUCUGCUUGAUCGGAUCUGCUUCCCGAUCGCGGGAACCAUCUUCGGUGCCGUGCCAACCCUGCAUGCUGUAUUUGCCCACUUCUGGACGGAUAGACUGGUCUAUCGUGUCAGUAAGAAGCCAAGUUUCAGUCUAGAUGCGAUUGCAUUGGCCUAA
Messenger RNA from Penicillium macrosclerotiorum, 1782 nucleotides. RefSeq names its product glycosyltransferase family 2 protein. The coding region runs from base 1 to 1782 and encodes 593 amino acids. The transcript is spliced from 3 exons. Lineage: Eukaryota; Fungi; Ascomycota; Eurotiomycetes; Eurotiales; Aspergillaceae. The record is from RefSeq and is a predicted model, not a curated record.